CAUUCUCUACUUGUUCUCUACGUUCUUUUCUCCUUGUGUGACUACAUGCGCAUGCGUACAAGCUAUUCCACACAACAAACAGGUAUCGAGGAAUUUGUGCACUUUCUAGUCAUUGGUGUCAAGCUGUGUAUUAACCCAACACUUGUUCGAUAUUCAUCCCUUGAAGCGAACCGCCAUUAUGAAUUCGCUCAUGAACUACGGCAGUGACGGCGAAAACAGCAACGAUUCUAAUGAUCCUAAGAUAUCAACUAUAACCAACAAUAUUAGUAUGAACAACAAGAAAGCAUGCGAUGCUAUCUACGAUUCUGUUCCAAUGGAUAUGAGUGAGGACAGCAACAAUAAUGACUCUUCAGAUGAUUCAAAUCAAGGGAAAACACCACCACUUAGGCCAAAUACAUCUCAUCAAAUAGAAUUCACAAAAACCAGCUCAUCAUUUUCAGACCAGAGGCGAACCAAUCACGAAGAGCGUACUUUACAUUCAAAUGAUAGUCACAAAUCAAAGUUUGAUGAAAUAAGAGCUGAAAGAUCUGAUAAAAGUAGCAAGCACAGUUCUGACAGAAAAGAUGAUGACAAAAGGCGAGGACAUGAUCACAAAGACAAAGAUACCAAAAAACACAGAGACGAUGAUAAAAAAUAUCGAGACGAUGACAAAAAAUCACGAGAUGAUGAAAGGAGAUCUCGAGACAGUGAUCGGCGAAAAGAAAAGUCUAGUAGAGACGAUGAUCGAAGCGAAAAAGGUCAUCGUGAUGAUCGAAGAGACAGAGAAAGAAAAGACGAUAGAGAAAGGAAGAGGGAUCGAGAUAGGGACAGAGAACGUGAGAGAGAUAGGGAUAGGGUGAGGGAUAGAAGCAGGGAUAGGGACAGGGAUAGACGCUACUCAAAGGAUGAGAAACAUAAUAAAGAUCGGCACAAGGAUGAUAAGCACUCCAGAGAUAAAGAACGUGGACGAUCUAGGUCCCGAUCGCGAUCGAAAGAAAGAGUAGCUCACAAACCAUUUAAUUUUAGAGAAGAAAGGAACAAAAGUAAACUUGCGCAAUUAGAAAAAUUAGGCAUCGAGCUGAAAGCUAAAGAUGGCGAGAAUCUCAUGACUGCUCAAGAACAGAAUUAUUAUAAUCCAUUAGCAACGGCAACUCAAGGAAAGUAUGCCGAACAAAUUCAAAAAAGGAAAUUAUUAUGGGCAAAUAAGAAAACUGAUGACACUAAGACUCCUACAGCUGCAGUAUCUACGGCAAACACUUGGGUUGGCACGACUUUUACUCAUGACCAAGAUGGCAAAGUGACGGCCAAAUUCAAAAGGCUUAUGGGAAUUAAAGAAGAUACACCCACGCCGAUAACCCCUGGUACGAAACCUGACAUUUUAAAGAAACAAGAAGAGAUGUUUCACAACAUGGAACAUCAAUAUGAAGUGGCUCGCGCAACAACACAUACUCAAAGAGGAGUGGGACUUGGUUAUUCUAGUGGAACUUUUACAUUUCCGCGAUAAGAUUGUACACUUUCAUUCUUAUAUGUUUGUAUAGAACUUUUUUCAACAUCAAUUGUAUUGUAUGUAUUCCUUGAGUUUCAAUUAGCUCAAAAUCUCAAAUCAUUUGCAAAUUUUGAGAUGAGUUUAGUUGUCGCGAAAGACAAAAAAUGCUUUAUAUUAUUUAUAAAACUUAUAGUUUUCUUAAUAACACUUCGACAUUACAAAUAAUUUUUAAAUCAAAUGUUUUUACUUCAAUAAGAGGAUCCUUGAAGCAUUUCUAAAGGUCAUAUCAAGUUUUUAUUUGCUAUAAAUACAUGUACUAUUCCUAAUUAAUUAAAGAUAUUAUUUAGUUUGUUUGAAAAUUAAGGUUUUGAAAAUGUAAAAAUUAAAUGUAAUAGUGUUUU
Molecule: messenger RNA, 1866 nt
Organism: Phymastichus coffea
Lineage: Eukaryota; Metazoa; Arthropoda; Insecta; Hymenoptera; Eulophidae
Product: arginine/serine-rich coiled-coil protein 2
Exons: 7
Coding region: 179-1483 (434 amino acids)
Source: RefSeq, a predicted model, not a curated record